Molecule: messenger RNA, 1081 nt
Organism: Sciurus carolinensis (gray squirrel)
Lineage: Eukaryota; Metazoa; Chordata; Mammalia; Rodentia; Sciuridae
Product: olfactory receptor 5AU1
Exons: 2
Coding region: 146-1081 (311 amino acids)
Biological process (GO): G protein-coupled receptor signaling pathway; sensory perception of smell
Cellular component (GO): membrane
Molecular function (GO): odorant binding; olfactory receptor activity; G protein-coupled receptor activity
Source: RefSeq, a predicted model, not a curated record
AUGGCAGAGUCCUAUCUACAAAGCCAGAUUUCCUCAGUAAGACUAAUCUCCAGAAGGUUGUCCUUUGGGCAGAACUAGACCCAGUGAGAGUCCCUGGGAGUUCAAUCUCAUUUCCAGUGGUGCCCUCACUUAGCACUGGAUAAAUAUGGAAGGGACAAACCUGAGCCGAGGGACUGAGUUUGAGCUCUUGGGUCUCACCAGUGACCCCCAGCUGCAGAGUCUGCUCUUUGUGGUGUUCCUGGGCAUGUACACCAUCACUCUGCUGGGGAACUUGGUCAUGUUCCUCCUGAUCCACGUGAGUGCCACCCUGCACACUCCCAUGUACUCCCUCCUGAAGAGCCUCUCCUUCUUGGAUUUCUGCUACUCCUCCACGGUUGUCCCCCAGACCCUGGUGAACUUCUUGGUCAAGAGAAAGGUGAUCUCCUAUCUUGGCUGCAUGGCUCAGAUGUUCUUCUAUGCGGGUUUCGCCACCAGCGAGUGCUAUCUCAUCGCAGCCAUGGCCUAUGACCGUUAUGCCGCUAUUUGCAGCCCCCUGCUCUACCCAACCAUCAUGUCUCCUGAGGUCUGUGCCUCUCUGAUUGUGGGCUCCUACAGCGUCGGGUUUCUUAAUUCUCUUAUCCAUACAAGCUGUAUCUUCAGUCUGAAAUUCUGUGGUGCUCAUGUGGUCACUCACUUCUUCUGUGAUGGACCACCCAUCCUGUCCCUGUCCUGUGUGGACACUUCACUGUGUGAGAUCCUGCUCUUCAUUUUUGCAGGUUUCAACCUUUUGAGCUGCACUCUCACCAUCUUGAUCUCCUACUUCUUAAUCCUCAUCACCAUCCUGAGAAUGAACUCAGCCCAGGGCAGGUUCAAGGUGUUUUCCACCUGUGCUUCCCACCUCACUGCCGUCUGCCUCUUCUUUGGCACGACACUUUUUAUGUACCUGCGCCCCAGGUCCAGCUACUCGCUGACCCAGGACCGCACAGUUGCUGUGAUCUACACCGUGGUGAUUCCAAUGCUGAACCCUUUAAUCUACUCUUUGAGGAACAAGGAUGUGAAGGAGGCCUUAAGAAAGGUUUGGGGCAGGAAAGCAACGGAAUGA